Molecule: messenger RNA, 252 nt
Organism: Blastomyces dermatitidis ER-3
Lineage: Eukaryota; Fungi; Ascomycota; Eurotiomycetes; Onygenales; Ajellomycetaceae
Exons: 1
Coding region: 1-252 (83 amino acids)
Source: RefSeq, a predicted model, not a curated record
AUGAGACCAAAGUCCGACUGCCGAGAGAUGCUUGAGAGGCCAUCUGGUCGGAAAAUUUGCUCAAGAGCGCCCGAUCCCAACCAUCAGGAUUCAGCCCUGAUUAGCGCCGGCACCGUGGCCAUUAUUAAACAGAGCCUCGAUUUCUGGAUCGCGCCCUACCGAUGCGACCAUCGAUCGUUGCUUCAAGCAACGGCCAGCAAGCAUGCCAUCGUCAUUGGCUUCCGUAGCCAGGUUGUGGCCCGUGUGGGCUGA